AUGUCAGCACGAGGGUCUCGGUGGUCGGCUGCGGCGGCUUACGGUGCGCUACCCGGCGCCCCCAUCGCAGAGAUCCACACGCGCAAAUGGACCAAGCAGCCCAAGACAGUAGGUCACCUGAACAUCCCCAAGUGGAUCCCUGGUAGGAUGUCUGCAAUGGGACGAGUCGGCGACAACCCGACGGAGGCUCUGCAGAAGGGAGCAUUCAAGAAGUCGAAGGGACGCAAGCGCGGCGCAGGAGAAGUAGGACGCAUGACGCGCAGUGUUCGUCAGCAUAUGGCCGCUCCCUUGGAACUGUUAUCCGAGUACCCCGUCCGCGUCCACUCAUCACGUCAGACAUCCCCUGCUCGGACGGCGACAGCAUUAUCCACAUCUGCGCGAACGCCUGUACCGAUGCCGUCACCUGAUGCGGCGCCAGUGGACGCUACUGCCUUUCUCGGGGAAGAUCCAACCGCCUCAAGUGCGCCGACGACCGCUCCAGGUCAGACCCAGCAGGAAUAUGCCGCGACUGAACCCACUAUGCAGCCAGCAACGCUGUCGUUGCAAAACGCAAUGAAAGCUGAAGUAGCUGCCGUUACUACUGAAGCAGCAUCAUCGUCUACCUCGACGCUACAAAUGAUGCCGAUAAUGCCACCUGUGUCCAGUCAAAUGAUGGCCGAUGUGCCGUCGGAUGAACAGCUUGAAAUGGUUCUCGACGACCUCCCGAUGCUCGAUGCAGACGAUAGCUUCAAUUUGGAUGCGCUAGAUCCUGCCUUUUUACCGACCCCAGCGCCGACAGGGGCCCCACCAACUAGCGGCCAGUAUUCCAGUGGCACUUAUUCAGAGCAGCAGUCGGUUGAAAACUCGUCGGCCUCGGUCAGCGAAGACGAUGCGUCUGCCAACUCGGGCUCGUCGAUGCCAUCAGCAUCUCCUCAGUCUUCCCCCGGAAUGAUGUCUCAAUCACCGUCACCCUAG
This is a messenger RNA of Phytophthora infestans T30-4, 954 nucleotides long. RefSeq lists its product as uncharacterized. The transcript has 4 exons. The record is from RefSeq and is a predicted model, not a curated record. NCBI's taxonomy places the organism in Eukaryota, Oomycota, Peronosporomycetes, Peronosporales, Peronosporaceae. The coding region runs from base 1 to 954 and encodes 317 amino acids.